Messenger RNA from Chionomys nivalis (European snow vole), 3125 nucleotides. RefSeq names its product sulfotransferase family 1A member 2 (gene Sult1a2). The transcript has 10 exons. Lineage: Eukaryota; Metazoa; Chordata; Mammalia; Rodentia; Cricetidae. Gene Ontology annotation, molecular function: sulfotransferase activity. The coding region runs from base 2081 to 2986 and encodes 301 amino acids. The record is from RefSeq and is a predicted model, not a curated record. Gene Ontology annotation, biological process: sulfation. Gene Ontology annotation, cellular component: cytoplasm.
AACCAGCCCCUAUAAAUGAUGACAGAUAUUUAUAACACAUUGGCUCUGAAUGAUCAAAGCAGCUCUGGUGGAGGAAAGUCUGGCUAUAAUGUUACAACAUGGCCAAUGAAGCAACACCUAAAGCCAGAGUUCUUGGCCCGUGGAGCCAAACCUUGGUCAGGUUUGAUCAGAAGUUGAGGCCCACAGCCCCCAGGGCAGGGGGAAGGAACUCACCCAUCAGCAUGGGAAGGGACAGGGUGGUAUGCAGCACGGGUGUAUGUGUGUGUGUGUGUAUUGUUAACCUCUCCAGCCAUAGCAAUUAACCCCAGAUUCUCUGUUCAGUGUUUGAAAUCCUAUUGGUAUACAUCUGCCCCUACAGCUGUGGCUGGCAGCCUUGCUACAUUGACAACAAGGCUGCAUAGCCCAGCCACUCAUCCACACAAGCACACUGUCCCACAGCCUCGUGCUCAGGGCCAAGGCUGACUCCUUUUCAUGAAAUGUUCAAGGCCAUGGUAGAGGUUAUGUGUCUUAUCCCUUUUAGGAAAAUAUACCCCUAUGCUUAUGGCCCUAUCUCUAAAGUCCUGUAAGUGAUCACAAUAUCAAAGUCAAAGAAAUCAUGAUUUGAGUCAGUCCCAUAUCUACAAUAAAACCCUUCCCCCCUUCACACCUUGGAGCAGAUAUGUCACCAAUGCCAUCAGUUUAUACCUUCCCCUAGAGAGAUGGAAAUUUUUUGUUUUUCAAAAUAGACUUUCUCUGUAACUUUUUUUGUUUGUUGGUUGGUUGGUUUUAUUUUUUUGUCUUUUGAGACAUUGAGACAGGGUUUCUCUGAGUAACAGUCCUAGCUGUCCUGGAACAAGCUCUUGUAGACCAGGCUGGCCUUGAACUCAAAGGGAUUCACCUGCCUCUGCCUCCUAAGUGCUGGGAUUAAAGGCAUGUGCCACCAUGAUCUGGUUCUCUGUAGCUUUUUAAGCCUGUCCUGUAACACUCUGUAGACCAGGUUGGCUUCGAAUCUACAGAGAUCCACCUGCUUCUACCUCCCAAGUGCUACGAUUAAAGGCCUGCGCCACCACAGCCCAGCAAGAAAUGGAAAUUAAGUCGUUCCUGGAGGGUCCUGUCGCCUGCCUUGCCACAGCUCUCCUCUGAGACUACAACUCUGCAAGGGUCAGCAGAUGCGCAUCUGUGAUGCAGAGAGCCUCUGCAGCUCCAGUGCAGCUUGCUGCUGCAUCUUCAUCCCAACAGAAGAUAAAGAUCAAGAGGGCGGGGUUCUUCCCCUUCCUUAUAACUCUGCCUUAUAACUCUCCCAGCUGCGGCCUUUUCCUGUCUGCAGAGCUGUUUGCAAGUUAAGAAAAAAAGGAUAAAAACCCUUCUGGGGACUGUUCUUCACCAGUCACAAGUAGUAAGUACUGGGUGAGGUAGCUCAGCAGCCACGAGACGGGGAACCUUGCAGGGCCUUUAGACUCCAGGUCUUUCCUCUCAACAGCCUUCCCUACUUUGCUGCACCUCCAGGUCACUGACCCUGCUCGCUCUAAUCAUUCUGGAUUUUCCCUGAGCACACCUACAACUACAGUAUUGCUGUGGUUGCUAGGAUCUGAACUCAAAAUGUCCUCAAGAUUGGCUUGGAGUCAGCAAGAAUGUGAAUAGCCUUGCCCUCAUCUGGCCACCUCCUUCCCUUUGUUCGACUGUGUCAAUUGUCUGUUGAUCUACCCUGAAGUUUAAAGUGAGGAAGGAGCCAGAAACAAUGCAAAAAUAACACUAACUUUCCUUUUAACCUUCUGGUUUGUUUUUUUCCCCUCGUUUCUCCAGGCUAAACCCACAGUCCAUUAGUAGUGGUUACAGGGCUCCGCCCCAUCUCCACCCCUUUCUGCCCCCGUUUUUUUGGGAGGACAGCCAGUCCUAGCACUGCUUCCACUCCCUCCCACUUGGGUCCUACAAAAUAUUCAACUCAAAGUCCAACUGCGCAUUUCCUACAUUGCAACACCCAUACAGAGAUCCCUACCACUGUGCACCAGGGCAGUGAGGCUCAGAGCUCGGAACCAGAGUGCUUUAAUGUCUGGACUAUGCUUGGGACCCAGGGACACGGAAAGUUUGCAGUUGUUGCAACAUGGAGUUGAUUGAGGAUAUCUCCCGUCCACCACUGGUGUAUGUGAAGGGUAUCCCACUCAUCAAAUAUUUUGCGGAGGCUCUUGGGCCAUUGCAGAACUUCACUCCCUGGUCUGAUGACUUGCUUAUCAGCACAUACCCAAAGUCUGGUACUACCUGGAUGAGUGAGAUCCUGGAUAUGAUCUACCAGGGAGGCGAGGUAGAAAAGUGUCUCCGGGCCCCCAUCUAUGCCCGGGUGCCCUUCCUUGAGUUUGGAUGCCCGGGAGUUCCCUCAGGUCUUGAAUCUUUGGCAGAGACACCAGCCCUGCGGCUCCUUAAGACACAUCUGCCACUGUCCUUGCUCCCUCAGAGUCUGCUGGAUCAGAAGACCAAGAUGAUCUACAUUGCCAGAAAUGCAAAGGAUGUGGCCGUCUCCUAUUAUAACUUCUACAACAUGGCCAAGGUGCACCCUGAUCCAGGCACCUGGGACAGCUUCCUGGACAACUUCAUGGAGGGGAAAGUGUCCUAUGGGUCGUGGUACCAGCACGUGAAGGAGUGGUGGGAGCUGACACGCUCUCACCCUGUUCUCUAUCUCUUCUAUGAAGACCUGAAGGAGAAUCCAAAAAGGGAGAUCAAGAAGGUCCUAGAGUUUUUGGGGCGCUCUUUGCCUGAGGAGACCGUGGAUCUCAUUGUUCACCACACAUCCUUCAAGGAAAUGAAGGAGAACCCCAUGACUAACUACACCACUCUCCCCUCUGCAGUCAUGGACCAUGACGUUUCUCCCUUCAUGAGGAAAGGUACCACUGGGGACUGGAAAAACAUCUUCACUGUAGCUCAGAAUGAGCGCUUUGAUGCCCACUAUGCUAAGAUGAUGAGAGGCUGCAAUCUCAAAUUCCGUUGCAAUCUGAAAUCUGAGCCAACAGAAUGACCAGGACUGGGGACGUACAUGAAUGAAGAGGGUUUUAUCAACAUCCGUCAGGAAAGCAAUCCAUCCGCGCAUUGAAAAGGAACCCAAACAUGCAAGAGAAGAAGACAAAAACUGUAUUUUACCUGAAAGAAUAAAUGCC